Molecule: messenger RNA, 495 nt
Organism: Miscanthus lutarioriparius
Lineage: Eukaryota; Viridiplantae; Streptophyta; Magnoliopsida; Poales; Poaceae
Source: the annotation of a GenBank genome assembly
AUGGCGCUCGCGGAGGGGAACGACGCGGUCGUCUUCAGCGAGGAGCAGGAGGCGCUGGUGCUCAAGUCCUGGGCCAUCAUGAAGAAGGACUCCGCCAACCUGGGCCUCCGCUUCUUCCUCAAGGUCUUUGAGAUCGCGCCGUCGGCGAAGCAGAUGUUCUCGUUCCUGCGCGACUCCGACGUGCCGCUGGAGAAGAACCCUAAGCUCAAGACGCAUGCCAUGUCCGUCUUUGUCAUGACUUGCGAGGCGGCGGCGCAGCUUCGCAAGGCCGGGAAGGUCACCGUGAGGGAGACCACUCUCAAGAGGCUGGGCGCCACGCACUUGAAGUACGGCGUCGCAGAUGGCCACUUUGAGGUGACGGGGUUCGCGCUGCUUGAGACGAUCAAGGAGGCGCUCCCUGCUGACAUGUGGAGCCUCGAGAUGAAGAAAGCCUGGAGCGAGGCUUACAACCACCUGGUGGCGGCCAUCAAGCGAGAGAUGAAGCCGGAUGCCUAG